Oncorhynchus tshawytscha (Chinook salmon) is the source of this 4723-nucleotide messenger RNA. It is a transcript of the gene prkd3, whose product is annotated as protein kinase D3. The record is from RefSeq and is a predicted model, not a curated record. Gene Ontology annotation, biological process: protein phosphorylation. Gene Ontology annotation, molecular function: ATP binding; protein serine/threonine kinase activity. Lineage: Eukaryota; Metazoa; Chordata; Actinopteri; Salmoniformes; Salmonidae. The coding region runs from base 845 to 3544 and encodes 899 amino acids. The transcript has 18 exons.
GAUUUAUCCUCACCGAUAGAAACCCAAAGCACCAAAUAGGUAAUAGAACUUCAAGCCCCAGGAACCGUUCUCUCCUCCUUUUCUCUCAGAAACAGUGGGAGUAGUCACAGCUGGAAGGAUAAUAAGAUGCGCAUGAAUCUGGCAACCACGAAUAGACGACAAGAGAAAGUUUCAAAAAGUAGAGAACUCGGUUGUGAGUCUUAGCACGCUUUUAGACAGUCCUGCUAAUGCAUAUGUUACAUUGUUGCUCAUUUGUAUGAUUUAGCGAAAAGGCGAAUGAGCUUGAAUAUUUUUUCUGUGUGAUUCGAUUGUUGGAGUUUUUGGAGAAGUUCCUGCUGUCCACUGGCCAUGAAUCCAACGACGUCUUUUGAAAAAAGUGGAGGUUUCCUGUGGCCAGGGCAGAUAUGUGACUCUAGUACUGUGAGGGGACACCAUUCAAGAAAAUGAAGUUUGGAAUGGUGACCGCCUCUUGCAGUGAGCGUUGGGGAAUCAAUCUCGGACGACUGGAGCAUCCACAGUAUCUCAGCAGUGCAAACUGCACACGUCUCUUGCCCUAGAGAGUGAGCUGAGGCCAUUUAGUGGAAUCAUCAGGCUUUGUCCGUGAAUUGAUUGCCAGGCAUGUGAGCAGUCAGUGGGGAUGAACGUUUGACUAUUGCUAUUGGCUAACACUGCUCGUGAUACUUUGAAGACCUUGCAUUUCAUAUCUCCUAGAAUGAGGAUUGAAUGUUUCUUCAGACUUGUGUAUGUUCUUAGUAGUUCGGUGGUGCCUGAUUUAAAAAGGCAUCACUGACGGUUACAAUACUUUACAUUUUGCAUCAUCAUCUCUGCCAUUGGAAGAAACCCAAUGUCUGCCUGCAGCAGCUCAGCUCCUCCGUCCUUUCCCAAAGCCUACCUCCACUCACAAAUCCCAGCUGUGCCUCUGACCCCCUCACCAUCGCCGAGCCCCCCGGGACCCCUCUACAGCCGCCUGUCCAACGGGAGUCACGGGAGUCACACUCACAGCGCUCCCAGCCCCACUAACUCCCGCAGCUCCUUCCAUGGAGUGUCCUUCCUCCUCCAGAUUGGCCUGACCAGAGAGAUGGUGAACCUGGAGAACCAUGACCUGUCGCUGUCUGCUGUCAAAGACCUGGUCUGCUCUAUAGUCGACCAAAAGUUCCCAGAGUGUGGCUUCUUUGGCAUGUAUGACAAAAUCCUGCUCUUCCGCCAUGACUUGAACUCUGAGAACAUCCUCCAGAGGCUGACGUCAGCAGAGGAUAUCCACGAGGGAGAUCUGAUAGAGGUGGUGCUCUCUGCUUUAGCCACAGUAGGGGACUUCCAGAUCCGGCCUCAUGCUCUAUAUGUCCACUCCUACAAAGCGCCCACCUUCUGUGACUACUGUGGGGAGAUGCUAUGGGGCCUCGUCCGCCAGGGGCUCAAAUGUGAAGGUUGUGGGCUGAACUACCACAAGCGCUGUGUCUUCAAGAUCCCCAACAACUGCAGUGGGGUGAGGAAGAGACGUCUGUCCAACGUGUCCCCGCCGGGCCCCUCGCUCUCAGUCCCCCGGCCCCUCCCUGGUCCCACAGAACAUGCUGUGGUCGUCCUGGAGGAGCAGCGCUCCCACCAGGAGGCAGGGAAGAGGAUCCUGUCGUGGAGUGGCCGGCCCAUCUGGAUGGAGAAGAUGGUGCUGGGGCGAGUCAAGGUGCCUCACACCUUCGCCAUCCACACCUACACCCGGCCAACCAUUUGUCAGUACUGCAAACGUCUGCUCAAGGGCCUGUUCCGCCAGGGCAUGCAGUGCAAAGAUUGUAAAUUCAAUUGCCAUAAGCGGUGUGCAUCAAAGGUACCAAGAGACUGCUUGGGCGAGGUUUCCUUCAAUGGAGAGCCUGCCAGCCCAGGACCUGACUCUGACAGUACCAUGGAGGUGGAUAGUAGUGAUGUGGAGAGCACCAGAGGACUACUGGAUGACUCUGAGGAACCUUCAACCCCAGAGCACAAGAUGUUCUACAUAGACUCUCCUUUCCUGGACCGCGAGAAGGACGAGGAGCCCAUCAAGACCAUCAGCCCAUCCACCAGCAGUAACAUCCCUCUGAUGCGGGUGGUCCAGUCCAUCAAACAGACCAAGAGGAGGAGCUCCACCAUGGUGAGGGAGGGCUGGAUGGUCCACUACACCAGCAGAGACAACCUGAGGAAGAGACACUACUGGAGACUGGACACCAAGAGCCUCAGCCUGUUCCAGAACGACACUGGAGCCAAGUUUUAUAAGGAGAUCCCUCUCUCAGAGAUCCUGCAGGUGGAACAGUCGAGGGACCUCAGUAGCCUAGCCCAGGGCAGCAACCCACACUGCUUUGAAAUCAUCACCUCCACCAUGGUCUACUACGUUGGAGAGAACAACGGGGGCCAAUACCACAGCCCCGCGCUGACAGCCUCAGGCGUGGGAAUGGAGGUGGCCCAGGGCUGGGAGAAGGCCAUCCGUCAGGCCCUGAUGCCUGCCACACCCCAGCCCAGUGUGGCCACCGCAGCCAGGCAGGGGAAGGACCACAAACAAGAGGUGUCUAUCAGCAUAUCUGUGUCCAACUGCCAGAUACAGGAGAAUGUGGAUAUCAGCUCUGUGUACCAGAUCUUCUCUGAUGAGGUGCUAGGAUCUGGACAGUUUGGGAUUGUGUAUGGAGGGAAACACAGAAAGACUGGAAGAGAUGUGGCAAUCAAGGUGAUUGACAAGAUGAGGUUUCCUACCAAGCAGGAGAGCCAACUGAGGAACGAAGUGGCCAUUCUCCAGAACCUUCACCAUCCUGGUAUCGUCAAUCUGGAGUGUAUGUUCGAGACGCCUGAGAGGGUGUUUGUUGUCAUGGAGAAACUCCAUGGAGACAUGCUGGAGAUGAUCCUGUCCAGUGAGAAGAGCAAGCUCCCAGAACGCAUCACCAAGUUCCUGGUCACACAGAUCCUGGUGGCUUUGAGACAUCUGCAUUUCAAGAACAUCGUCCACUGUGAUUUGAAGCCCGAGAACGUGCUGCUGGCCUCAGCAGAACCCUUCCCACAGGUUAAACUGUGUGACUUUGGCUUUGCUCGUAUCAUCGGUGAGAAGUCGUUCAGGCGUUCGGUGGUGGGUACCCCGGCCUACCUGGCCCCAGAGGUGCUGCGUAGUAAGGGCUACAACCGCUCCCUGGACAUGUGGUCUGUGGGGGUCAUCGUUUACGUCAGCCUCAGCGGGACAUUCCCCUUCAACGAGGACGAGGACAUUAACGACCAGAUCCAGAACGCUGCCUUCAUGUACCCACCCCAGCCAUGGAAGGAGAUCUCUGCAGACGCUACAGAUCUCAUUAACAACCUCCUACAAGUGAAGAUGAGGAAGCGAUACAGUGUGGACAAGUCUCUCAGCCAUCCUUGGCUACAGGACUACCAGACGUGGCUGGACCUCAGGGAGUUUGAGACACGGCGUGGCGAGCGUUACAUCACCCACGAGAGUGACGAUGUGCGCUGGGAGGAGCAUGCAGACGAGCAUAGCCUGGUCUAUCCUAAACACUUCAUUAUGGCGCCCAACCUGGACGAUAUGGAGGAGGGGCCCUAGUAGCCAGGAGGCCAGGUUACAGGUGUGGCCAAGAGGAAAACAUCAGGAACCUCUGCAGGUUGUUGACCUUUGGAAGCAUUCCCUCUAAAACUGGUUGGGAAAGGGUCAGACACCCCUGUGCAGGGACUGUGUGACAGGGGAUUCUGACCCAAGACUCUGUGGUUAGACAUACAGGUGCAGACAGGUGGCUCUGGGGAGGCCCCUGUUUCUUCAGGACACCGCAGUGGAACCAAAAACUUUGGGAGAAAGACAUUUCUUUUUUUUUUCCUUAUCUUGUAGAAUCAUUCCAGCUCAACUUCAUUGGUCCUUUUGGGAAAAGCAUCAUUACUAUAAACCAAAGGACAAUUAAAGUUGAAGGGAUAUAAUUUCCUUAACAUUAGGAGUGAGUAAUGGUAUGCCAUUCUACCUGUGAAGGGCUUACAGAUUAGUGAGCUUAAAGGGCACUUAUCACAAGGGAUUUGUAUCCACAGAAUGAUUGGAAUGCGUAGGUAUUUGCAAACACAACUUUGUGCUUAUUCCAAGACAGUUUUGAAACCAUGUCCUUUGACAGUAUGAAACUGGAGCUAUCAUUUGCAUGUAGAUGUUGUACUUUACUAAUGGGAGGUAGAUUUUUGCACUAUGCUACCAUCAAGUCCAACAAUUUGAAAAGUUAAAGCUGCUACAUCAGGUUCCCUAGAGAGAAUGACAGAAUGACAGAAAGUGUUGUCUACAACAAAACUUAAAGUUUGUGCUAAGAGCUUGAUACAGUAAUGCCUAGGUGAGUAGCAUAGAGAUUGUGAAAAUGGCUACAAUGCAAAGCCUUUAGUAGAGAACCUGUCAUAAACAGUGAGCAAGUCAAUCAAAAGGCGCAGGGACCAAAGACUGAAUCCAGCUAAUUGAUAUUAUACAUCUUCAAUUCCCCUGUCUUCUCACGACCAAUAACUCAUCUGUUUUUCUAAUGGCUGUCUUAUCAUUGUGGUUCACUCUACUUCGUUGUCUAGAAAGUGGCUUGACUAUUGUACAUUCCAAGCAGGGUUCGAGCCAAACCUGGUGAUGGGUCCACUACCCCUCAAGGUAUUACAGUAGCUAUCUACAGUUGAAGUCGGAAGUUUACAUACACUGAGGUUGGAGUCAUUAAAACUUGUUUUUCAACCACUCCACAGAUUUCUUGUUAACAAACUAUAGUUUUGGCAAGUCGGU